Molecule: messenger RNA, 498 nt
Organism: Aspergillus welwitschiae
Lineage: Eukaryota; Fungi; Ascomycota; Eurotiomycetes; Eurotiales; Aspergillaceae
Exons: 1
Coding region: 96-452 (118 amino acids)
Source: RefSeq, a predicted model, not a curated record
UGUUGACUGCCGGAGACGUACGGCUAUGUUGCCAUAUUUCGGGGGGAUAUUGGAAGAGUUGGUGUUCUUCAUGUGUUAGUCGGCUUUGCAGGCAUAUGAUGGCGUUCGGCCUAUGGUGUAUUCCCCGUUUUCCAUUCCUUGUUUCUGUUACUUGCUUCGAAUGUAAUGGAGGAGCGAUAUCUUUUGCUUUAUUUUGUAUAGAUUUUCUACCGUAUGUAACUCCAUUUAUGAAGCAAUGUUUUCAUUUUCGACCAUCGAUCAUGAACCGUGAUGCCAGGAACUUACCUUUGCCACUGGCACCGAUCAUACAGAUUAACAAUUUCCAGCGGCGUUGGAACGCUCCUAGUCAUACCCCCAAUUCAGUUCAGUUCCAUAUAACUCAUUUUUUUUUUUCAUACCUGAUCGAGGCCGGCUAUGUAAGUCGCUGGCUAUGCAGGUGCUUCACCGUUUGAAGCAGAAAAUAUGGCCCGGAACGCCUCAAAAGUAACAGUGAACCCA